This is a messenger RNA of Xiphophorus hellerii (green swordtail), 2334 nucleotides long. RefSeq names its product integral membrane protein 2A-like. Gene Ontology annotation, cellular component: extracellular exosome; plasma membrane; Golgi apparatus. Gene Ontology annotation, molecular function: amyloid-beta binding. Lineage: Eukaryota; Metazoa; Chordata; Actinopteri; Cyprinodontiformes; Poeciliidae. Gene Ontology annotation, biological process: negative regulation of amyloid precursor protein biosynthetic process. Bases 304 to 1041 code for a protein of 245 amino acids. The transcript is spliced from 6 exons. The record is from RefSeq and is a predicted model, not a curated record.
UUAUAAUAAACGAUCUAAAUAACAUCUACACGUAAAUUGGAGCUAUUUAGGGUUGAUAAUUCUCCAUUUAGCACCUGGUUUGUUUGGCUUUUUAAUCUCCCCGGCCACCGGAAGCGGUGCGGAUAAAGCCGAGGUCGCAAAGUGCGUCACACGGCUGAGCUGCGGAGAAGCACAACGCGAGAGCUGCAGACGACCGUCGAUUAAAAAAAAAUACAUAUCCAGUUCCACCUUUUGUGUGUGUGGGUGUGUGUGUGUGUGUGUCCGUGACUAAAAUACCCGAGCGGGACGUUUUCCGGGUCCAGCAUGGUGAAGAUAGCUUUCAACUCGGCUCUGGCGCAGAAGGCGCUGGGCAAAGAGGUGCCAGCCGCGGUGAAGGACCCGGAGCUGGCCUCUGACUCCGCGGCCACAGACGGCUUCGGUCGCCUUAUUCUCUACCUGCUCGGCAUCUCCUUCAUCCUGACUGGGCUCAUCGUGGGGGGAGCGUGUCUCUACCGGCAUUUCACCCCGAAGAGGCUGUAUCACGGAGCGAUGCAGUUCACCGACGUGUCCACCGGGGCGGAGAGCCAGCCCUACUACCUGCCGCGGGUGGAGGAGGAGGUGGAGAUCUCGGACAGCAUGGCCGUCGUCAGCGUGCCCCCUCCUCGCUUUCGGCCCGGAGACCCCGCCUACAUCCUCCACGACUUCAACCGGAAGCUGACGGCGUACCUGGACCUGACUCUGAGGACCUGCUUUGUGAUUCCUCUCAACACUUCGGUGGUCCUCCCCCCUCAGGACCUCAUCGACCUCUUCUCACAGCUGAUGAGUGACUCAUACCGCAGCUACCUGGUGCGCGAGGACCUUGUGGUCACCGAGCGCAUCGAGGACGUCAAGCCGCUGGGUUUCUACAUCCGCCGGCUGUGUGACGGAAAGGAAACUUACAGAAUGCAGCGCCGGUCCAACCUGCCAGGCGGAAACAUCCAGAAGCGCUCCGCCGACGACUGCUUCACCAUCCGCCACUUUGAGAACAAGUUUGUGACGGAGACCCGCAUCUGCAAGGCCUGAUGAGGAAACGGCCAGAGAGAGAGAGAGAAAAAGAGAGAGAGAGGGAGAAAGAGGGAGAGAAAACGGGCGAGCCGGGGUGAGUGAGGGAGUGAGUGAGGGAGUGGAUGAACGACAGCGACAGGAAGCACAACUUUCAGCAGAAAGCUACUUUUGUACAAAUCGUUUUGCCUCCCUUUGCUUCCCAGCUUGUGUCGAGUGAGUUUGGGUUCCAGAGCCGCCGCCGCUGUACGUACGCCUAACCUCCACCUGCUGUUUGUUGUUACCUUAGACGCACUAAGUUUCAUUUGCGCCGCUAGAAUCCGUUUUGUUCGCCGUGGCUUCCCGCAGACCCGCCCCAUCGAUGUUCUUGUAUCCCAGAUGCGAGUUGUUUGGCAUCCUGCUUGAUAUUCCCGUCGUUCCCAGCAGGUGUGCGACGCCUCUCGUGUUUCCUGUCGCCUCCUUUCCCAGAGCUGCUUCAGCGGCGCGCCGUAACGCUGACGCGCACGUUCGGACGCACACGCGUCGUCUCACUGUCAUGGUUGCCAACACGGACGAAAAUCCGGCAGCUGCCGCUCCUCACCUUUUGUAGAUACUUCCCAGAGUGCCCUGCUGCUGCUGGCACUCCUCCGUCCUGCCGUGUUAUGAUUUAGUGUAACUGAUGAUGAACUCUUUCGUUUUUUGUGUCUGUGUAGAGACAUUUCUAGAUGUAAACUAGUGAAGACCGCAAGCUAAACCGACGGGACCAAGCUAAAGGGAAACGCUGCGUGUUAUUUUGAAGGUGAAAAACGUUUAUUUGAUCGCCUGCUUUGGUUUGUGAAUUUGUUCGUAUAUUUCAUUUUAACCUGAACAACAAAAAAAGAAAAAAGAAGAAGAAGAAAAAAAAAAAAGCAGAUGUAACCCGUCGUUAUUAUAGUUGGUGGCAAAUGAAGUUUUACAUUUUUCACUGGAAAACUUAUACUUGCUUAGAUUUAAUUACACGAAACUGUUACGUUACGGUUGAGUUUGGAAAUCCCUUCGGAAGCGAAAAGAAAAAAGGAAAAAUGUGAAAAAAUGUUAUUUUUGAAACGGCUUUGUGCCAAACGGAAUAAAAAAGGGGGAACAAAAGGAAACGUUGCGAGUUGUUUUAGUGGUUUGUUCUGUGAAUCCCACACAGGAAGACAAUCAGUAGGAAGUGCUGUAGGCUAGUAACGACAGGCCGCUCUCCAACCCAACGCCUGUGGAAUAAAACGAAACAACUUUGUGUGACACUACUGAACUGAAUUUCAUUUUUGUUGUUGAAUAAAGUUGCUUUUCUUAACCUGCUUAAAAACUAAA